Messenger RNA from Erpetoichthys calabaricus (reedfish), 2980 nucleotides. It is a transcript of the gene tpgs1, whose product is annotated as tubulin polyglutamylase complex subunit 1. The transcript is spliced from 2 exons. Gene Ontology annotation, biological process: protein polyglutamylation. Gene Ontology annotation, molecular function: microtubule binding. NCBI's taxonomy places the organism in Eukaryota, Metazoa, Chordata, Cladistia, Polypteriformes, Polypteridae. The coding region runs from base 213 to 1028 and encodes 271 amino acids. The record is from RefSeq and is a predicted model, not a curated record.
UUAGUACUACUGCAUUUCAGUACAUUGUUUUAAAUUCCUCUGUCAGAAAAAAAAAGUCUGGUCGUGAUAAUCGCUUAAGGCAGACCACGAGAAUAACAACAAGACUCGUCCGCCCUCUAAAUUGUGUCAUUCCCUAAACCUGACAACUCAUCCAACACUUAAAAUGCUUUAAUCGGUUGCGAUAUCAGUCACCGCACCUGCCCUAAAUCAAAAUGGCGGAGCAGCGGGGCUCGGCUACUGCUGCAGCACUGCUGUCAACUAAGCCGGCUCACGCUGACUCGGAGAUUGAAUUUCUCACUCGGCUGGGCACAGGCGAUCUGCUGAGAGGAGCCCUCAUAAAGCUGCUUGAAGCCAGACCGGACGACCAGCUUGGCUUCUUGGCCGAUCAUUUCAAGAAUCAGCUGCAGGAGAAGGACGCUGUGAACGGCGCUCCGGGCGGACAAGUGGAGCAGCGAUUGCUUGGACAAGCCUGUUGGCAUCUCGGUCUUGUCAACCACUCUCAAAGAUCUGCCUUUAACAACAAUGUAACGAUUGCCUAUCACCUGCUGUCAUCUAACAAUGCGAUGAAGAAACGAGGCUUGAAAGGAAAACUCUACACUGCCCUGCUCUCUGAAAUUGGAAAGAGGGGUACUGCCACAGAGACUUCCAAGGCCUUUCUGCUGAAGAAAAUCCAGUGCCAGGACCACGUGGCUGUACCCUUUGAGGUGUUUAGGCAUGGAGUGCUUACCUGUUUCGUUUUUGAGGAUUAUGUCUGUAAAUCUCGCUUGCUCUUCCAGAGCAUCUUGCAGUCGACAAAAGCCAGCAGAGGGUUGUGCCAUGCUAUCCUUGGCACACUGCAGGAUGCUCUGGAAGCCACUGACUGCCACAACCCAGCCCGUUACUUGGAGGCCAGCUCCCAAAUCUCCCCUUGCAGGUUGGCGCAAGCCAUGGACCAGGCUCAGGCUUCUGAUGGCCUCUUAAUGACUGAGGAGGAGUUCCUCAAUGAGGCAGCCAUGAUGUUCAUUAGCAGGGUGAAGUCCGUCUCAUGAGACAGUUCCGGUGCCUGCUAAGUUCUAUGUGGGAUGGAUUAGCAUACUGCUACUUAUUAGAAUUGACUGGCAGCAGCAAACCCCAGACUACCUUGAAAAUAAGCAGUCCAUUACAUUAAGUAGAAUGACCAUUGUUCACAAAGCUAAGCAAGCCAAAUGAUUUGCUGCCUCUUAACGCCAUGUUUAAUAUUUGCUUCCCUUCAGGACUUUCCUUCUGCAUUUCUUUGUUUCGACUACACAUAAGUAAGAGAACGUGCAGUCGUCUCUGCCAUGAAAUACUCUUUUGGACAUUUGCAUGUGGAGGGCCAUUCAGACAAACUCUCUCCUUUGGCCUUCCCCCAUCUGCAGAGAGCAGCAGGCUCCUUGCAGUAACUUAUACUUUAAUCUACUAUAGUGCCUUCCCUACCCCAAUUUAAGUUUAGUUUGUCCUGAAAUAUUUAAUAGACAUCUCACAGGUACUUUGCUUGAAAACUCUACAGCAUGUAAUUGAGUAGAAUAUUUCCUUAACGUUUCACUUUGCAGUCCUUGAUCCCCUGAUGGAUGAUGACUAGUAUAGGUAGGGGAGUCAGGAGAGAACCAUCAUACAUUCAAGACAUUAAUGUUGUAUACCAUUUGAAGUGAAAAGAUCAGAAUUUACAAGUUCUUAAGUCGGAAUUUUCAACCAGAAUGCCCCCUUAAGUCGGAUUUCCAACUUAGAAACUCUGGGCUGGUGUGUCAACUCCGGGUUUAUCCGACUUCAGAUCAUGACGUCAAUCCAAACAGGCGACAUACACUGUAAACUUUAGUGAAAGGUGUAGUAUUGUACUGUUUAUUAGCACUUUUGUCUGUUUGUGUCUCAUUAAAUCAUACACACACGGUACUGUCCAACUUUUAUCUGUGGACAUGCUGCUACGGUGUUGGGAUACGCACAAUACCGCUGUUAUCAACUUCUGUUUAUUCUGAUGGAGCAAGCAGAACAAAGGUUUUCCAGGUUAAUUUUCAGGAUGUUAUACUGGAAUGCGUUCAACUCGGGUGUGACGUCAUUCUCAGCUCUGACCUCCAACUUCCGAGAUAAAUGGAACAUAGCAUUACACUCCAUCUCUUGGGGAAACUGAUAAUUGCAGGAAUUUAUAAGGCCAGCUAUGGAGAAACUGAACAACAUUUGCAUGUGCCAUCUGCUUUGUUAAACAGCUAAAUAUAGUGGUAUAAUUAUUAGGGAGGGGAUCCAUAGGAACAAGUAAUAAGUAACAUUCAUAAUGAGUUAGUCCAUUAAAUUUAAAACCAACACAUCCAUUUCCAUCCAAGCAUUUUCUACCGCUUAUACCGUCUGGGUUGCAUGGGGCAGUUGUGUAAGCAAAGAUGCUCUUCCACACCAACUCCUUUAAGAGAUACUGAUGUUACCCUAAACCAGCUGGGACCAAGGUCACCUCCGGAUUGGACAAGCCUGACACUCCUCCGCAGGGUAGCGUCCAGGAACCAUCCUAAUCCAAUGCAUCAACCACCUCAGCUAAAUCCAUUCAAUGCAGAGGAGCAGCAACUCUACUUUCGCGCUCUUCCCAAAUGUCUCUGCUGUUCACCAAAUUUCUAAGGCACGAGCCCACACACACUGUGAAGGAAGCUCAUUUCCAUCGCUUGUGUCUGUGAUCUAAUUUUGAUCAGUAUCCAAAGCUCAUUAGAUGAGGAUGGGAAUGUAGAUGAUGCUGUACUAAUCCGUCUGUUAAUCUCUCACUCCUUUCUCUCCUCACUUGUAAACAAGACCCUGAGAUACUUCAACGCCCUCCACUUGAGGUAGCACUGUCACCCCAACCUGGAGAGGGCACUCCAUCCUUUUCUGGCUGAGUACCAUGACCUCAGGCUUAGAGGUACCAGUCCUUAUCUCCAGUGGGCCUACCACCUGCAGGAUCUGGUGCAUUGCGUUUAGGACAACAGUCAAUGGCAAAUGCCUUGGUGAACCGAUCCCCAGAUACUGAGAA